UUUAAAGAUGCUACUUUUACUAUUAUUAAUUAUCACAAUUUCCAUUCUUUUCUUAUUUUGGGCAGCAAUAAGAAAUAAUAAUUAUUGGAAGAAGAAAGGAAUUCCUGGCCCAACACCUUUACCUUUAAAAGGAAAUAUUGACCAAAUUUUUGGUAAAAAUAUAGCAGCAAUACAAAAACAAAUAUGGAGUAAAGAAUUUGGAAGUGUUUAUGGAAUUAAAAAUGGAUGGUUUAAUGAAUUAGUUAUUAGUGAUCCUGUAAUGGUUAAACAAGUGUUUGUUGAUAAAUUUGAGAAAUUUCAUGGAAGAGCGGCCUCUCCAUUAUUUGGCGAUGUAGAUACAAAAAAGUUGAUUCCUUUAUUUUUUGCUAAAGGCAAACGUUGGAAGCGGCUUCGUGCAAUUGCUAAUCCAGCAUUUUCAAUUUCAAAUUUAAAAAGAGUUAUGCCAAUAAUUGACGAUUCCAUAAAGGUUAAUAUUCAUCUAUUAAAACAAGCAGAGCUCUCCGGAAUUCAUGUUGAUUUACAUAAAUAUUUCGACGAGCUUACUUUCGAUAUAAUUUCUCGUAUCGCAAUGGGUCAAAAAGAUUCUAGACAAUUUAAUUCCGAAUUUUGUAAAAUGGCCCACGAUGUUUUUGCUUUACAACACAACAAUAUAUUUGAUUAUAUAGCUUUUAUUUUCCCUUGGAUUGGAAAAAAUAUAUUAGACCCUUUUGUUGCUUUUACUGGAAAGAUUAGAAAAGAUCCUUUACAGCUUUUAAUUGGAAAAAUUUAUGAGGCUGUUAAACAAAGAAAGGAAGAAAAAAUGAAGGAGGGGGAAGAACAGAAAGAAGAAAAUUUAAAUAAGAGAAGGGUUGAUUUUAUAGACCUGUUUUUGGAAUCAGAAGUGGAAAAUAAUGAAAUUGAUUUAACUAAAAAUAAUGGAAAUUACAGUAAAACUGAUAAGUUUGAACGUCAUACAAUUUUGGAAGAGAUUGUACUUAAUUGUGUCCUCUUCCUUUUGGCAGGCUUUGAUACAACCUCUAAUAAUUUGAGUUUAAUGGCACAUUAUCUAGUGAUGUACCCAGAAGUACAAAAACGUUUAUUUGAGGAAAUUGAAGAAGUUUGUGGGGAUGGAGAAGAGAUGCCUAGUUAUGAAGAAUUGUCAAAAUUAAAAUAUGCAGAUGCUGUUUUUAAGGAAACUCAGAGACUUUGCCCUAUUGCUUCUGGGGUAACUCGUAUAUGUGAAGAAACAACAACUCUUGGGGGUAUAAUUAUAGAGAAAGGCACAAAUAUAUCUAUUGACUUGUUAACUCUUCAUAGAGAUCCAAAACUUUGGGGAGAAGAUGCUGAAGAAUUUAAGCCUGAAAGAUGGUUAAAUGGAGAGGAACUAACAUUUUAUUAUCCGUUUGGUGGCGGACCUAGAAUUUGUAUUGGAUUACGUUUUGCAAUAAUGGAAACGAAAAUGAUACUUGUUAGAUUACUAAAAACUUUUGAAUUGAAACGUUGUUUAGUGACGGAGGUAAAAAUAAAUAAGGUACUAUGCGUUUAUAUCCCCGCAAUUCAGCAAAUGUUUGUCCGCACUUUUUUUCAUUCAUUCUCCUCAUAA
This is a messenger RNA of Meloidogyne enterolobii, 1582 nucleotides long. NCBI's taxonomy places the organism in Eukaryota, Metazoa, Nematoda, Chromadorea, Rhabditida, Meloidogynidae. The record is from the annotation of a GenBank genome assembly.